GGUUUCCAGCCAUUCGAGACCUAAGAUGGCGGACCGGCGGCGAAGGAGGAAGCGCGCGUCCCAGGACAGCGACGACGACGACGAGUCCGGUUCGGGUUCGGACAGCGGGAGGUCAGGGUCUCCUGCUACUAAGAACCGGGGGAAAGAACCCGAACCGCCGGAGCCGACAGUGACACGGGUGGAGGCGAAGAGCGACGCGGAGUCCGAGUGUGAGAGUGAAGAUGGAGUAGGAGAAGCUGUCCUCUCCGACUAUGACAGCGCCGAUCCGGAGGAUAAUGGCUCCCAUUCAGAGGGAGUGGAGGAAGAAGAGGAGGCUGAACGUGUAAGCGAUGAAGAGGCCCCUGCAGCAGCCAGCGAGUCCAAACCUUCCGCUGCUGAUGUUCCACCAGAGGAGGAGGAGGAGCAGCAGCAGCAGCAGCAUCAAGGGGAAGAUGAGGCGGUGGAAGAGGAAGCAGUGGAAGAGGAGGUGGAGGCAGAGGAGGAGAGGGUAGAGGAGAGUAAAGAGGAGAGUAAAGCAGAGGAAAAGGAAGACCUGGCCGGAGAGAGACAGAGUGGUGACGGACAGGAGUCGACAGAUGACCCUGAAACAAAGACGGGAGGAAAACCGGGUCAGAAGCUGGACGAUGACGAGGACAGAAAGAACCCGGCCUUCAUCCCGAGGAAGGGUCUGUUCUUCGAGCACGAUGUGAGAGGAAACACUCAAGAGGAGGAGAGACCAAAAGGUCGCAACAGGAAGUUGUGGAAGGACGAGGGUCGCUGGGAACACGACAAGUUCAGGGAAGAGGAGCAGGCGCCGAAGAGCCGCGAGGAGCUCGUUGCCAUGUACGGUUACGACAUACGGAACGGAGGCGGGCACGGGGACCGAACAUACCGUCAGCGCCGACCCAGACAGAACAUGUCUCCCAACAGAGAUAAGCGGUGGAGAGACGGAGGAGAGCGACCAGUCCGAACCUGGCAGGGUGGAGGAGGAGGUCUGAACCGAGGAGGGGCUCCUCAACCUUCUUCCAAUCAUCCAUCCUCUACACCCCCAUCCUCUCUCCAUUUCUCCUCUGCUCAGCGUGGCAGCAAUCCCUCCAGACCUCCCCCCUCCCGCAGCAGACCCCCCCACCAGAGCCAGAUGCACCUUCCGCCUCAGUCCCAGUACAGGAACCACGAAUCAAAAGGACCCCAGACACAUCCCAGAGAACGCCAGGGCUCUAGAGCUCCGUCCGACCCCGCAGGAGAGCGGUUCAGCAGGGGAGGACGAGCUGGUGGUGGGGGCAGGGGAGGUCCCUCUGUGGUCAUUGAGGAUGUUACAGUCAGCCAAGGAGGUGUUAGGGAUCAGGACCUCAGUGCUGUAACCACAGCUGUGGCAUCACAGCCUGGUGGUUAUCAGUCUGCAUCGCCACGACGACAUCAGCAGGAUCAUAGAGGAAGCACGGACAGAACUGCACAAGGAUUGGCUGCUCCUUCCUCCAACACUGACCCUGCUCUGCAGUCGUCUACACCCCCAGUGACCAAUCGGGAGGCCUCCCCUCCCACAGAGCGACCCGUGGAGCGUAAAUCAUAUGCACUGGCUCGCAGGACUCGCUCCCGGCCCGCGGAUCUGGGCAGCAAACAGCCAUCUGUGGAGGAGUCUGCAGCCGGAGGGAACGCCUCCUCCCCCAGCAGCGUGGGAGGGAAGAGCUGGGCGAGUACAGGCGACAGCUCAAGUCAGACCGGAGGAGGAGGAGCGCUGGCAGAACUUGACCAGGACGUUGCUCGACUCAGUCUGGCAGGACAAAGCUGGAGCCAGAGCCCGACGUCCUACAUCCGCUCUGACAUGAGAGUUAAAUUUCCAUCUGCAGGCCUCCCCAACACCAUGCACCUCCCCAGCGGCCCGCCUCCCUUCUCCAGCAUUGAGGAGAUAGGUGUCGCCUCCAACCGGGCCAAACGCUACUCCUCCCAACGUCAGCGAGCCGUACCAGAGCCAGCACCGCCCAUGCAUCUGGGGGUGAUGGAGGGACACUACUACGAACCAAUGUCAUACCAGGGACCAAUCUACGCCCACGGGGAAGGCCCCGCCCCCAUCCCGCCCCAAGGCAUGCUGGUCCAGCCAGAGAUGCACCUUCCCCACCCUGGUCUCCAUCCCCACCAAUCAGGUGGCCCUAUCGCUAACCCCGCCCUCUAUGGAGGCCCUCCUGUCUCUCUGUCGCCAGGGCAACCACCACAGCAGCUGCUGCCACCACCUUUCUACCCUCCACCGGGGGUCAUGACUUUCCCGUACCCCACCAUGUACCCUACUCCGCAGGCUCAGGCACAAGUGACCUACGGAGGUGUAACGUACUACGACACCAUGCAGCAGCAGGCUCAGCCCAAACCCUCGCCCCCCCGCCGCACGUCCCAGCCCGUCACCAUCAAGCCCCCUCCAGAGGUGCACUUCGUAUCAGAGUGACCUCGCCCCUCACCCCUCCCCGCCUCCCAGUCUUAGCCUCACUCUGAUCGCAAAACUACAGGAGCGGGAUGGGAGGGUCAGUGAGGAGCUGCGGUCUCCAACAGCAGCCAUCAGAUAUCCAGGGAGGGACGAGAGGACGGACUCUGCAGGUGGAAUCAGACUCUGGUUUUCUUUUCUUUCUUAGUUUUCGGGCCUGUAGCAGGCGGGUGAACCGCGCACAGACUGUUCUGUUACUCAGCGUCGGAGGUUCUGUCCCACCAACGUGUCUUCGAACCUGAAAACGUCUCUCUGAUGAGUUCAAACCCUUUAGAGCCUCUUUGAAGCAUUUACCUUCAUACAGAGUUACAAACACGGUUAGAAUCUGAGCUGUCGGGGAGGUGUGUUGGGAUCAUGUUUUUUUUUUCUUUUUUCUGUUAGCUCCUUUUCAUAGUGAUGUGUUCGGUUCAAACAGAAGUCAGACUGAAUCCAGGCAAUAUAAAACAGUGUGCAGACACUUUUUGUUAGCCAUUUACUUUACACUGUACAGCAGCUGUUUUUGUGACCAACAGGAGGUGAAUAGAUAUCUAUGUUAAAGCAGAGGAAAUCUACGGUUUGAGCGGUGUUUGUGUGUGUG
Messenger RNA from Labrus mixtus (cuckoo wrasse), 3026 nucleotides. It is a transcript of the gene casc3, whose product is annotated as casc3 exon junction complex subunit. Gene Ontology annotation, biological process: mRNA processing. The transcript is spliced from 12 exons. Gene Ontology annotation, cellular component: exon-exon junction complex. The coding region runs from base 26 to 2413 and encodes 795 amino acids. Lineage: Eukaryota; Metazoa; Chordata; Actinopteri; Labriformes; Labridae. Gene Ontology annotation, molecular function: mRNA binding. The record is from RefSeq and is a predicted model, not a curated record.